AUGGAGAGUCUUAAAGAGUUAAGACAGUAUGGUGAGUCAUUAGGGUUAGCCAAUGAAGAUUUAAUUAGGUUCAUUGAGUCACAACAGGCGAAACAACGCGAUGAUAGACGUUUUGAAAGAGAAAGAGAAAAAGAAGAAUGGGAAGUUGAAAAGGUAAGAUUAGAACAUGAGUUGGAAUUGAAAAGGCUAGAUAAUACUCGUUUAUUUGAAACUGAAAAACACAGGGAAGAAAAAGGUAAUGUUAACCCCUCAAAGGUACCUAAACUACCUCCUUUUGAGGAAGGUACUGAUGAUAUGGAUGCAUAUUUGCGUCGUUAUGAAAGGUAUGCUAUAUCGAAAAAAUGGGACAAAUCAAUAUGGGCCACUCAUUUGAGUGCACUUCUUAAAGGUAAUGCAUUAAAUGUGUACGCUUUGAUGCCCUCAGAUCAAGCAUUAGAUUAUGAUGCUCUUAAGACAUGUUUGUUGAAGAGGUAUAACAUGACCGAAGAUGGGUUUAAGCAGAAGUUUAGAUCUUGUCGUCCAGAGCUUGGUGAAACGUUUCAACAGUUUUCUGUUCGUUUGGGUAGUUAUUUUAGUAGGUGGAUUGAUAUGUCUAAUGUUGUGAAGACGUUUGAUGGACUUUAUGAUCUUAUGUUAAGAGAUCAGUUUUUACACAUAUGUAAUAACGAGGUAAUGUUAUUUUUGAAAGAGAGAGUACCGAAUUCCAUAGAUGAUAUGACUCGGUAUGCUGAUCAAUUUAAGGAGGCAAGGCGAGUAAAUAUAGUAUCACUUACAAAUCAGACUCAAAAAGGUAAGUCACAGCCGGCUCAAAAACCCAACAAUGCACGGAACCAAGAACCGCCAAAGCAAAGUGAUAGAGAUAGAAAUAGACAUACAGGAGGUUAUGGCGGUGGAAACAGAUUUGAUAGAAAGUGCUUUAAGUGCAACAAAUCAGAUCAUUUGAUAUCGAACUGUCCAUUAUUGAAAAACAAGGUUGGUAAUGUACAAAAUAGUGGUUCACGGGGAAAGGAAACUCCUAUUUGCGGGAAUGUUAUUACUCUUACUGAUAGCAUUAUUACUACCCAAGUAAGUAAUCUUACAAUACCUGAACAGUGUGAAAAGAAACCAAUCAAAAUGCCUGUAGCUAAAGGUAAGUUAGGUGACCGUGUUGUGACAGUACUUCGCGAUACAGGAUGUAAUGGAGUUGUUAUAAAGAAAAGUCUUGUAAGUAUAGAUUGUUUUCUAGACGAUUAUCAGACAUGUGUAUUAGCUGAUGGGUCGAGUGUUAAAGUACCUAUAGCUAUAAUUACUAUAGACAGUCCUUAUUAUCAAGGUGAAGUAAAAGCAUGGUGUAUGGAACAACCAUUAUAUGAUGUUAUUAUAGGAAACAUAGAUGGUGCUAGGGAGCCUUAUGAUCCCGAUAUAUCUCCGUCGGUAAGUGUAGUAACUCGACAGCAAGCGAAGAAGAGAGAUAAUCCAUAUCCGAAAUUAAAAGUUCCAGGAAGUAUUAAGGAUGUUAGUCUAGAGGACAUUGAGCAUGAACAGCAGUCUGAUGCAAGUUUGUCGAAGCUUAGACAGUAUGUAGCUGAAGGCAGAAAGUUUGAGAAGACCAAUGGUACAAAGGUAAAUUACAUAUUGAAAAAGACACUUAUGUAUAGAGAAUUUAUGUCGCCAAAAGUAGAAAAUGGUAAGUUAUUCCGUCAGUUGGUCGUUCCUGAAGUUUAUAGAAGCGAUGUCAUGAAAUUAGCACACGAGUCAUUGAUGGCGGGACAUAUGGCUACACGACGUACAGUUUAUCGUGUAUUAUCAGAGUUUUACUGGCCAGGAGUUGAAUCCGAUGUUAAGCGGUAUUGCCAGUCCUGUGAUAUUUGCCAACGCACUGUACCAAAAGGUAAGCAAGUUAGAGCUCCUUUGGGUAAAACCCCUAUCAUAGAUGUACCUUUUCGAAGAGUAGCUGUAGAUAUAGUUGGACCUUUAGUACCAGUAACUGAUAAAGGAAAUCGGUAUAAACUAACACUUGUUGAUUACGCUACAAGGUAUCCAGAAGGAGUAGCGUUACCAUCUAUCGAGACAGAAAGGGUAGCGGAAGCAUUGAUUGAUAUAUUUUGUCGGGUAGGUUUUGGGCGCACAAUUUACUUCCAAUUUAAUGUCUGA
Mytilus trossulus (common blue mussel) is the source of this 2133-nucleotide messenger RNA. RefSeq lists its product as uncharacterized. The record is from RefSeq and is a predicted model, not a curated record. Gene Ontology annotation, molecular function: nucleic acid binding; zinc ion binding. Lineage: Eukaryota; Metazoa; Mollusca; Bivalvia; Mytilida; Mytilidae. Bases 1 to 2133 code for a protein of 710 amino acids. The transcript has a single exon.